Fundulus heteroclitus (mummichog) is the source of this 2226-nucleotide messenger RNA. RefSeq names its product cryptochrome-1. Gene Ontology annotation, biological process: negative regulation of DNA-templated transcription; circadian regulation of gene expression; entrainment of circadian clock by photoperiod. Lineage: Eukaryota; Metazoa; Chordata; Actinopteri; Cyprinodontiformes; Fundulidae. Bases 147 to 2195 code for a protein of 682 amino acids. The record is from RefSeq and is a predicted model, not a curated record. Gene Ontology annotation, cellular component: cytoplasm; nucleus. The transcript is spliced from 14 exons. Gene Ontology annotation, molecular function: FAD binding; DNA binding.
CGUUAUGAAACACAGUGGACAAGUGGAGCACAGACAGUACACGGUGGGCUUCUCAGGCGACGGCUGUUAACCUGCACGCUGAAGAAAUGCUUCUUUCUCUGGGCUUGACAUAAAUAUCACCCCCGGGGAGCCAGCACAAGAACAAGAUGGCCCCAAAUUCCAUCCACUGGUUCCGUAAGGGACUGCGUCUCCACGACAACCCCGCACUACGGGAGGCGGUCCGGGGCGCCGGCACCGUGCGCUGCGUUUACUUCCUGGACCCGUGGUUUGCAGGCUCCUCUAAUGUCGGAGUCAACAGGUGGAGGUUUCUGCUGCAGUGUUUAGAGGACCUGGAUGCAAGUCUCCGAAAGCUCAACUCCCGCCUUUUUGUCAUCAGGGGCCAACCAGCAAAUGUGUUCCCGCGCCUCUUUAAGGAGUGGAAGAUCUCUCGACUGACCUUCGAGUACGACUCGGAACCGUUUGGGAAGGAGCGAGACGCCGCCAUCAAGAAACUGGCGAUGGAGGCAGGGGUGGAGGUCAUCGUCAAGAUAUCCCACACGCUCUACGACCUGGACAAGAUCAUCGAGCUGAACGGCGGCCAGCCUCCUCUCACCUACAAGCGGUUCCAGACCCUGAUAAGUCGCCUGGACCCGCCUGAGAUGCCCGUAGAGACGCUGUCGGAGUCACUAAUGGGCGGCUGCAUCACCCCCGUCUCUGAUGACCACGGGGAAAAGUACGGCGUCCCAUCCUUAGAGGAGCUGGGUUUCGACACUGAGGGCCUCCCUUCAGCGGUGUGGCCGGGAGGAGAGACCGAAGCUCUGACUAGGAUAGAGCGCCAUCUGGAGAGAAAGGCAUGGGUGGCGAACUUUGAGCGUCCCCGGAUGAACGCCAACUCGCUGCUAGCCAGCCCGACGGGCCUCAGCCCCUACCUGCGCUUCGGCUGCCUCUCCUGCCGCCUGUUCUACUUCAAACUCACUGACCUCUACCGCAAGGUAAAGAAGAACAGCUCUCCUCCCCUCUCCCUCUACGGCCAGCUGCUGUGGCGCGAGUUCUUCUACACGGCGGCAACCAACAACCCACGCUUCGACAAGAUGGAAGGAAACCCCAUCUGCGUCCGCAUCCCGUGGGACAGGAAUCCCGAAGCGCUCGCCAAGUGGGCAGAGGCCAAGACGGGCUUCCCUUGGAUAGACGCCAUCAUGACUCAGCUGAGACAGGAGGGCUGGAUCCAUCACCUCGCCAGGCACGCCGUGGCCUGCUUCCUCACCAGAGGGGACCUGUGGAUCAGCUGGGAGGAGGGGAUGAAGGUUUUCGAGGAGCUGCUUCUGGACGCGGACUGGAGUGUGAACGCGGGCAGCUGGAUGUGGCUGUCCUGCAGUUCAUUCUUUCAGCAGUUUUUCCACUGCUACUGCCCUGUGGGCUUCGGCCGGCGCACCGACCCCAACGGGGACUUCAUCAGGCGAUACUUACCUGUCCUCCGAGGUUUCCCCGCCAAGUUCAUCUACGACCCUUGGAACGCUCCCGAAUCCGUGCAGGCGGCAGCCAAGUGUAUCAUAGGAGUCCAUUACCCAAAACCCAUGGUGCACCACGCGGAGGCCAGCCGGCUCAACAUCGAAAGGAUGAAGCAGAUCUACCAGCAGCUGAGUCGAUAUAGAGGACUGGGCCUGUUAGCAUCUGUCCCAUCCACAAACGGGAAUGGCAACGGAGGAAUGAUGGCCUACUCUCCUGGAGAGCAGCAGUCGGGGACCAACGGCAACAAUUCACAUUUGCCUGGAGCUUCAGGAAGCUCAGUGACCACCGGGAACGGCAGUAGGAGCAUCUUAUUUAACUUUGACAGCGAAGAACAGACGGGGCCUAGCAAUGUUGGACAGCAGCAACAGCAGCGACUUCACACACCGCCACAGAACCAACAACAGCAACAUCACGGAUACCACUCAGUGCCAGACGCCAGCCAGAACAUCACCAGCAGCCGACUCUAUCACGAGUUUGCUGUGCCUCAACACCCGGGCCUCCUCCUGCACACCAGGGGCAGCAUCACAGGAAAGCGAGAACGCGAGUCGGAACGUGAAGGGUCGGGGGAGGAAGAGCCGGCGUCCUGCUCUGUGAACAAAAUGCAAAGACAGAGUGCAGAGGUCAGCCUUCUACUCCUGCCAGACUUUCUGAAAGUAGCACCAACGAUCACUGCUGUGACCCGGAUUACAGUGCACCUCUUUACAUAAAGCCAGAGUCCACAUACUAGUGGAAAGGUUU